Microcebus murinus (gray mouse lemur) is the source of this 2639-nucleotide messenger RNA. It is a transcript of the gene GNAL, whose product is annotated as G protein subunit alpha L. Gene Ontology annotation, molecular function: G-protein beta/gamma-subunit complex binding; GTP binding; GTPase activity. The record is from RefSeq and is a predicted model, not a curated record. Gene Ontology annotation, cellular component: heterotrimeric G-protein complex; cytoplasm. Gene Ontology annotation, biological process: adenylate cyclase-activating dopamine receptor signaling pathway; sensory perception of chemical stimulus. NCBI's taxonomy places the organism in Eukaryota, Metazoa, Chordata, Mammalia, Primates, Cheirogaleidae.
AUGGGUCUGUGCUACAGCCUGCGGCCGCUGCUCUUCGGCGGCCCGGGGGACGCGCCCUGCGCCGCCUCGAGCGCCGAGCAGGACGCCGCCGCCCGCCCCGGCCCCGCCCCGGCCGGCCCGCGCUUCCGCUGGGGCGGCCCCACGGGAAGCCCGGCGCGCGCCGAGGAGCGCGAGGCCGCGCGGGACGCGAGGAGGGUCAGCCGCGGCAUCGACCGCGCGCUGCGCCAGCAGGAGCGCGACCUGCGGCGGACGCACCGGCUGCUCCUGCUGGGGGCUGGCGAGUCUGGGAAAAGCACCAUCGUCAAGCAGAUGAGGAUCCUGCACGUCAAUGGGUUUAACCCCGAGGAAAAGAAACAGAAAAUUUUAGACAUUCGGAAAAAUGUUAAAGAUGCCAUUGUGACGAUUGUUUCGGCCAUGAGCACUAUCAUCCCUCCAGUUCCUCUGGCUAACCCUGAAAACCAGUUCAGAUCAGACUACAUCAAGAGCAUAGCCCCCAUCACUGACUUUGAAUAUUCCCAGGAAUUCUUUGAUCAUGUGAAAAAACUUUGGGACGAUGAAGGCGUGAAGGCGUGCUUUGAGAGAUCCAACGAGUACCAGCUGAUCGACUGUGCACAGUACUUCCUGGAAAGAAUUGACAGUGUCAGUCUGGUUGACUACACACCCACAGACCAGGACCUCCUCAGAUGCAGAGUUCUGACAUCCGGGAUCUUUGAGACACGAUUCCAAGUGGACAAAGUGAACUUCCACAUGUUCGACGUCGGCGGCCAGCGGGAUGAGAGAAGAAAGUGGAUCCAGUGCUUUAACGACGUCACCGCUAUCAUUUACGUCGCGGCCUGCAGCAGCUACAACAUGGUGAUCCGGGAGGACAACAACACCAACAGGCUGAGAGAAUCCCUGGACCUCUUUGAAAGCAUCUGGAAUAACAGGUGGUUACGGACCAUUUCUAUCAUCUUGUUCUUGAACAAACAGGAUAUGCUGGCAGAAAAAGUCUUGGCAGGGAAAUCAAAAAUUGAAGACUAUUUCCCAGAGUAUGCCAAUUACACCGUUCCUGAAGAUGCAACCCCAGAUGCAGGAGAAGAUCCCAAAGUUACAAGAGCCAAGUUCUUCAUCCGGGAUCUGUUUUUGAGGAUCAGCACGGCCACAGGCGACGGCAAACACUACUGCUACCCUCACUUCACCUGCGCCGUGGACACGGAGAACAUCCGCAGGGUGUUCAACGACUGCCGCGACAUCAUCCAGCGGAUGCACCUCAAACAGUACGAACUCUUGUGAGGACGCCCUCCUCCUGCGGCCGCCCUGCCCGCCACAGGCCCGUCUCCGCCGGACUGCUUGUCCGCCAGCCCCAGCCAUGGUAGGAGGUAGUGCGUGUCCAGUUCCAUCUCGCUGCCGUCUGUCCUGCUCCGCGUCUGCCCCGUGGGUGACCCCCAAGCCUCUGGCUACCUCUGCCCGCCCCCACCCCGUUUGGUUUCGCAGCUUGUUUUCAUUGAACACAACCUUCUGCAGCGCCCCCACCGUCAACUCCUACUCGGUGGCACUGCAGAGAAAUCCCUGUGGGUCAGGGCCCUUCAUUCAUUCAUUCAUUCAUUCAUUGAAUCAUUGAGAACUCAGCAGCUGGGGAGAAAAUGCAUUUUUUCCGGGUUACCAAACAUGGCUGCAAAAGUGUGUGCCGGGCAGUGAACCACAGCCCUUUCCGAUUUCCCUCUGAAGCUGCAGGCUGGCAAGGGACUAUUCCUUCUGGUCUGCCUCAGCCUAGUAUGCAGAAUACAUGCCAAGCAACGUGACAAGAAACCCUUCAUAGUUAGAGACGCUGCCAGCCUCAGGCAUUUGGAUCAGAGCUACUUCGAGCUACUUCACAUUUAGGCAGAAAAACUACUGCAAAAUGUGGCCUGUCUAAAAAUGGUUCUCUCAACUUCCCCAGUCCCUUGGGCAUAGGCUUGUUCCGUAGACUUUCUGUGCUGUUGUUUCAUUGCUGGUUUAUUAUACUGUACAGACCACAAAAUGUAACAUUCUUUUGUAGAACUACUAAAGAAAAAUCCUUGUAGAUCUUUGUGCCUUGAUCCUGGCUAUACCUGUACAAGAAACGUGUUUUCAUUGUGCUGAAUAGCUUAAUGUCGACAUUUCCUGCCACUCACUCUGAAAAAGAGAACAAAUGAUAUCCGUAGAAUUCAGGAUAUUUUAUCAGGUUGGUACUUUAUAAAAGACUCCCUGAUUUAAAAAAAAAAAAAAAAGCUGUACGUUAUAGGCAUUAAUAAUCCACAUCUUACCAACAACGUUGUACCAACUUGGCGAGUUGCCGCAGCCUCCUGCUGGCCCUUCUCGGAGCCUCAGCUGUCAAACAUGAACUCAGUUCAAGGUACAAAUUUCAAUCGAAUCUUCUUUCAGGGAACCAGAAGUUUUUUUUUUCUCUCCAAACACUAUUUUUCUUGAUUAUUUUGCUCGUUAAAGACUUCUCAGUAACUCCCUUAAGUCAAAGCUUUGGACACAGGCUCCCUCACACAAGUAAACAAACAGCAAGAGAAAAACAAAGCGGUAUCAAACGUUUGUGUGUGGCCUAGGAGAAUAAGGAUGGCAUCUCCAUUUGUAUUUUGAAGAAGAAAUAUUACAAAACCUUUUUUUGAAAUAUAAAGUCAAAAUACACG